Seriola aureovittata is the source of this 2305-nucleotide messenger RNA. RefSeq names its product interferon regulatory factor 2 binding protein 2b (gene irf2bp2b). The transcript has 2 exons. The record is from RefSeq and is a predicted model, not a curated record. Gene Ontology annotation, biological process: regulation of transcription by RNA polymerase II. Lineage: Eukaryota; Metazoa; Chordata; Actinopteri; Carangiformes; Carangidae. The coding region runs from base 307 to 1836 and encodes 509 amino acids. Gene Ontology annotation, molecular function: transcription corepressor activity. Gene Ontology annotation, cellular component: nucleus.
AGCAUGCGCCCGAGGGGUCGUCGAAGAAUCCAGUGAAGAGAGCCCGGGAGCACGAGCCGAGUGUCGGCGCUGACGUCACGACCCUACAUUGAGAGCUCGAGCUGAGUUGUAAGCGCGAGCUUAGACGGAGGCGCGCCGAGGCAACGGACACAACGACGAUGAACACCGGUCGGUGCGACUCUGCCGCUUUCUGACGGAAAAUACAACCGUGUUUUUACUCUUUUUGUGGGUUAUUUCUUCCUUCCAGCGACGUAAACAAGCCGACGGACAUUUUGGAGAGUUGUACGUUCUCUUUGGGGAAACAACAUGUCCUCCGCGGCGGUUGCUGCCUCCAGAAGGCAGUCCUGCUAUCUGUGCGACUUGCCCCGCAUGCCGUGGGCGAUGAUCUGGGAUUUUACCGAGGCCGUGUGCCGCGGAUGUGUCAACUACGAGGGGGCCGACCGGAUUGAAUUUGUUAUCGAGACUGCCAGGCAGCUUAAGAGAGCACACGGCUUCCAGGACGGCCGCUCUCCGGGGCCGGGAAAGCCCCAGCACGCCGGGAAGGAGAUCAACCACUCUGCCGGAGACCAGGGCUCCCGUCCGCCGCAGCCUCUGGACCGCUACCCGCUGUCUGACCGGCCGCCCCGGCUGGGACCGGAGUACCAGGCGGGCAGGCAGGCGAACGGCCUCCCGGUGCCGAACGGAUUUCCAAAACCCGACGAGCCCCCGGAGCUGAACCGCCAAAGCCCCAACCCCCGCAGGACUAGCACGGUUCCUCCCAACCUAGUGCCUUUGGUGAACGGCGGCAUACCUACCGUGCAUCCGCUCAACGGUCGCCCGGCUCAGAUGGGUCUUCCCGGGGCUCUGGUCGCGCCGGGCCCCGGGGAACACGGCAAGCGUCCGGAGGAGCUGAAAGACAAACACAGGCCGGAUAGCCUGUCGGACAUGUCGGACAGCCACAAGGAGUGGAUGGGCAAAGGCAAAACAGUGCGGGACAUGAUGGCGCUGCACACGUUCGACAGCAGGUUUAAAAAGGACCACGCCGCCAUGCAGAGGGUGAUGGGAUAUGAAACCGGUGCCACUUCCUCAAAGACAGACAGGGGGAAGCACCCGCGGAGCAUGAAGAGGAAGGCCUCCCCCGAGCCAGACGGCGAAGGCAGCGCCCCCAAGAUGAACGGCGGCGAGGGCCAGCCGUGGCUCCCCUCGCCCUCCGAGGUCCUGAAGAUGCCCCCGGCUGCCCUGCCAGGCUUCUCGGCAGCUCCCCCCUCCACCAUCUCCCCCCACUCCCGCACCACACCCCCGGAGGCCGCCACGGCGCAGAACGGUCAGUCCCCCAUGGCGGCGCUCAUCCUCGCCACUGACAACGCAGGCGGCACGGGCUCACCUAAGGAUGCCAACCAGGUACACUCCACCACGGCAGGCGCGCGGCGGAAUAGCGGCAGCCCGCUGUCGCCGUCCUCGGCCUCUCAGAGGAGGCUGGCCCAGAGGGAGGGACCGGUGAGCUCCAACCCCUCUGCUCCACACGCGGCCGGCGGCAUGGACCCCCACGCGCCGCCGCCGCAGAGCAUUCCAGACUCUUCCGUGCCGCCCGGCAGCGUGCCGCUGUGCUGCACCCUGUGCCACGAGCGGCUGGAGGACACGCACUUUGUCCAGUGCCCGUCGGUGCCCUCACACAAGUUCUGCUUCCCCUGCUCCCGGGAGAGCAUCAAGCAGCAGGGCGCCACCGGGGAGGUGUACUGCCCCAGCGGCGAGCGGUGCCCGCUGGUCGGCUCCAACGUGCCCUGGGCCUUCAUGCAAGGGGAAAUAGCCACCAUCUUGGCCGGGGACAUAAAGGUAAAAAAGGAGAGGGACCCUUAAAAUGUUCACCAGCUGUUUUUUUUCUUGGAACAUUUUUCCUUUUGUAAUCCGACUACGGCAACUGCAGCAGGACAAAAACACCCAAAUAUAAAUCAUCCAGCACGCCCCAGAGAAACUGACAGACAUGUACAUACUGGACACAAGGGAAGUGUACACUUCGUAAACAUGGCUGUAUAAUUUUUUGAUUUUUCUUUUUCAAUACAUUGUGUUUCUAUAUUUUUGAAGAUAAGAAGGUAUGUACUCCUCAUAACAGACUCCCCAUCAUCACACUUGUUUCUCUUCAGUCUCGGUGUACUUUAGGUCUGGAGACAGUCCCUGUCAAACAUAGAAUGUGACUAAUCUGAGCACUUGGCAAAAAAUUAAUAAAAAAAAAAACAACAAAAAAACAAAGAAAAUGCUUCUAGCUGUACAUGUAUGCACUUGUUUAAGAAAAAACUUGCCAAAUACAGUUUCAGACCUUGUAAUAAUA